AUGUUCUUUACACGGCGUGCUUUGUGUGAUAUUAAUUUUUUAUCAGUCGCUAAUACACGCAAGAUGAAAUGGUGUCCAAAUGUGAGGAUAUUUAUGCGCAGAGUAUCAUCUGAAAUAAGAAGUAAUAGUUCCACGCAAGCGAGCGUGGUGGACUUUUACGCUGGGAAAUGUGUAUUCAUUACUGGUGGUUCCGGAUUUCUUGGAAAGAUAUUUUCAAGAUUGAAAAUGGAAAAGCCAAAAGCUUUACAAAAAGUCAUACCUAUUGUGGGUGACGUUAAGUCACUAAACCUAGGUAUAACUCAAAAAGAUCAAGAUAUGUUGAUUGAAAAGGUAUCCGUUGUUAUUCAUUCAGCGGCAUCAACUAUAUUUGACAAUUCACUAAAAGAGGCGUUAGAAACUAAUUACGAAGGUACUAGAAAUGUUUUAAGCCUAUGUAAGAGACUGAAAAAUAUUCAGGCAUUUGUGCACAUUUCAACUGCUUAUACAAACGUAGAUAAAAGCAUCAUAGAAGAAGUAGUAUAUCCACCACCAGCGAACAUCAGCGAUGUCUACAAAUACUUAAAAAAUCAUGGAGAUGAUAAAAAUCUGAACACAAAAAUUCUCAAUGGCAGACCAAACACGUAUAUAUUUACUAAAGCUUUGACAGAAGAUCUGAUUGCUAAAACACAUCAAAGCGUUCCUACCGUCAUGAUAAGGCCAUCAAUGGUGGGACCUUCUAAAGAUGAACCAUUGAAAGGAUGGCUAGAUAACAUAUCAGGAAAUCUGACAGUCUAUAAUUGCUGUACUGGCUCUACAAAUCCUACUUACUUAGGAGAAGUUUUUAAGUUUUUUAAUGAAGCUCCUAUUAAAUUUCAAGAUAAUUCAUACGGUUUCUACUUUCGUAAGGUAUUUAUUGCAAAUACGAAAUUAGCAAGUGAUAUACUGACGUUUUUGACACAAAUAGUUCCUGCCUAUAUCAUGGACCUCUCACUUUUUUUAAAAGGAGGCAAGCCAAGGUUUGUGGAGCUCCAGAAAAAGUUUAUUCCAAUGAGGGAUAAGGUACCGUAUUUCACUCUUAAUACCUGGCUUUUUAAAACGCGGAAGACACAAGAGCUCUAUUCCCAAAUGUCAGAGCAGGAUCGAUAUACAUUUCCUUUUAACUUAUCUGAUAUUAAAUGGCCUGAAUAUAUGCAUUUAUAUGCUAAAGCAGUGCACCAGUUACGAAAUAAUACGAAAUAA
Messenger RNA from Parnassius apollo (apollo), 1218 nucleotides. Lineage: Eukaryota; Metazoa; Arthropoda; Insecta; Lepidoptera; Papilionidae. The record is from the annotation of a GenBank genome assembly.